This is a messenger RNA of Syngnathus typhle (broad-nosed pipefish), 2842 nucleotides long. Its product is annotated as transforming growth factor beta activator LRRC32-like. The record is from RefSeq and is a predicted model, not a curated record. Gene Ontology annotation, molecular function: protein binding. Bases 55 to 2013 code for a protein of 652 amino acids. NCBI's taxonomy places the organism in Eukaryota, Metazoa, Chordata, Actinopteri, Syngnathiformes, Syngnathidae. The transcript is spliced from 2 exons.
CAGUAAAAAGGGUGUGCAAGAGGAUGACGGUAGCACUGGAAGAGCAGAGCAAACAUGGUCAGACACACGUUUGCUUAUUUCCUACUACUAUGGUCACUAGGCCAUGAGUUUUACACCACUGGGAAAAUACAUAAUGGUACCAAGGAGCAAUCUUGGAGAAACCAGAACCUUGAUUCCGUCCCUCUGGAUUUGGAUGUACGGCUGAGAAGGCUCGACUUAUCCAAUAAUUUCAUCAGACGGUUGCACAACCUUGAUUUGCCAUACUUGGAGCAGCUGGACUUGAGCAGCAACCAGCUGGAGCUCAUCUCUGAAGGAGCUAUCAAAGACCUGGCUCUGCUUGAGAAGUUAAAUUUGUCUAAAAAUGCGCUGAACAACAAUUUUGACAGAAACAGCAAUGGCCUGCAAUCCACCGAUGGACUUAAGAGUUUGGACUUAUCACUGAACAAUUUGGGGGACGAAGCAGUGAAACUGUACCUACGAAACAAAUCUUCUCUUGAGCAACUUAAGCUGAGCGGGAAUUCUUUAACACGACUUACACGCUACUUGUUCAAAGAGAGUGAAGGCCUAAGAAGCAUCAUUAUUGAUGACAAUCUGAUAUCAGCAAUCGACAGAGGAACAUUUGAGCCGCUGGGAAAACUUGAGAAACUUAACCUGGCUAAAAAUAACCUCGUUCGUAUAUGCGAUUUCAAACUACAGCAUGUUAAAGAUUUAAAUCUAAGUCGAAAUUCAAUUGAGUUCUUCGUUACUGCUGAGGAUAACCGCAUGUAUAGUCUUGAAAUUCUUGAUCUUAGUCACAACAAACUACUUUAUUUCCCAAUCGUCCCAAAAUUUAACCAAUUGAAAUACCUUUAUUUGCAUCAUAAUAUUGUGGGUUCAUUAACUUCGGAAGCAUCAAUGGUAUCAGAGGUUAAUUCCUUGUACAAUGAAGUUGUCAGAAAGGGUGACGUUAGAAUUCGAAAAAAUAAUCUUCACUCAACCUGGAGACUGAUGCCACUAAUCUAUAUUGACCUCAGCUACAACCACUUUGCAUCUUUUCCGCUGGAAACUUUGAGCCUUCUCACGUCAUUGGAAGAGCUUGACUUCAGUUUUAACUGCGUGCAAAAUCUCACAUGGAAUGUCCGCCGUGACGGCGCAUCGGAAUACGACAGGCAGCUUCAUUUUCGUUCCUUAAAAUACCUAAACAUGCAAAGCAAUGGACUAGUGUCUGUUUCGCCACUCUUUCUCAAGGCACUCACAAAAGUCGAGACGAUAAAUCUCCAAGACAACGCGGUGCAGCCUUGCGCUCCUGAGGGCCAAGUGUCAUCAGCACGGCAAGCAAACUUCAACUCACCGUGUGUUGCCUUUGGAAAAUUGAAAACUCUCAAACAUCUAAGCCUUGAAGACAACAACAUAAAAAGUCUUCAGGCAAAUGCAUUCCAGGGAGGUUCUUUGGUGUCCCUCAACCUAGCUAGAAAUUCUCACAUGAUCAUGCAAGUCGAUUCAUUGGAGGACAUCAAAGAAACGCUUCAGACGUUGACGAUCAGUGAAUUGAACGUAACCAAUUCCGAGCUGGUCUUGCCCUGCAUGCCAAGUCUGAUGCAUCUCAACAUAUCCAACAACAAUCUCAAUGUUUUACCGCAAAGUUUAUGUUGCUCACCUCUAAUAGAACUCAACAUAAGGAAUAACGCCUUUGAGUCUUUGAACUACUCCUUGAUUGAAGCGUUAUCAGAACACCUUGGUGUUAUCAAUUUCAGUGGAAAUUACUUUAGUUGUUGUGACAGCAAUUGGCUGAGCGCCCUGAACAAUUCCAGAAUUAAAAUGCCUGACAUUAAUCACACCGAAUGCUUUACCGGAGACAUCCAUAUCUCUAUCGAAGAAUAUUUGAAAAGUUCUUCACCGUAUUGUUCACUUCACGUAAAAGGGAUUCACUAUGGACAAAUAUUCACAGUUAUUUUGUUUGUAGCUGUAUUGAUAAUAGUGUUCAUUAUGUUCACUCGAAAAAUGUGUUGCCUUAAAAAAUCAUUCAUUGUGUGACAAAUUUGUACAGUCUGUAUACAAUUCAAGGCAAACUUGGUUCUAAAAAAUAUUCUCACUUUGAAGUGACGCUGUUAAUAUUUUUGCAUGUUGUCAGAAACACAAGUACAGUGGCAGUCAAUGUAAGGGUGGUGAGGCUACGCUACCUGGCCACGCCUACUCGGGCUGUGAACCUGUGCCAACCUCGAUCAGAAAGGGAAUUGUAUGAAUCUUACCAAACUUGGUACCAUUCAUGAAAUAAAUGUGGGGCCUGCAGAAGAACUAUAAAGACUACAAAUGUUCUGAAAAGACUAUUCUAUAGCUUUACAGUGCUCCACAAGUCACUAACGGGCUGAUGAGAAUCUUGUGGGUCUGCAGCUUACUUAUACCAUAUUUUCCGCACUGAUUAUAAGGUGCACCUUCAAUGAAUGGCCCAUUUUAAAACUUUGUCCAUAUAUAAGAUAUAUACAUUUGGCCCGCGGGCUGGACUUUGGACACGCCUGCUGUAGUGACUCAAUAUUGGUCCAUAUAUAAGGCGCAACUGAUUAUAAGGCGCACUGUCGGCUUUUGAGAAAAUUGGAGGUUUUUAGGUGCGCCUUAUAGUGCGGAAAAUACGGUAGUUCUAUUAUACUAUACCUUGUUAACAUCAGAAAGACAUUUUUGCUACUUUUUUGGGGGGGUAAAUACUCAAGAAGUCACUAUUUAUGCUAAAAUUGUUGCUGAAAACGUUGCUACAUUUUCAACAAAAACAUGGUAGACAAGUUGUAGCGCUUGCUCACCAGUCAUGACAAGCUUUAUUGUAUAAACAUCCAUACGUGUGCAUGUAAAAUAAAAGAUCAUGUGGCCACCA